Messenger RNA from Acipenser ruthenus (sterlet), 1671 nucleotides. Its product is annotated as SH2 domain-containing protein 6. The coding region runs from base 369 to 1256 and encodes 295 amino acids. The record is from RefSeq and is a predicted model, not a curated record. The transcript has 16 exons. NCBI's taxonomy places the organism in Eukaryota, Metazoa, Chordata, Actinopteri, Acipenseriformes, Acipenseridae. Gene Ontology annotation, biological process: cell surface receptor protein tyrosine kinase signaling pathway; intracellular signal transduction.
CACAGGAAACCGGGACAGACGGCAGCGCUGCUCCCCUUGCUCACCCGAGCGUGUCCUGCACUCGGAACCCUUUCCUCCGCGCCAGCUGCGUGAGGAAGGCGCGCCGGCUCGACCCCAUUCUGCGCUCCAGGAGAAAGAUCUCAACGCCGGGGAAGCGGUUCACGGGAGCCCGCUCCUGGACCCCCGCGAUCGGAGCAGCGCCUCCGUCCUUCCGUCUGCGCUUUAGGGGAACCAUCGCCCGGCACCUACAGCUCGGUGUCCCGCCAGCCCCGCCCAGAAGAGUAGACACCGGCAGCGAUAAGGGAUGGCCCGCGGACGAGUUUGACGAUGACGGCGAGGACACUUACGAAGCGCCCCCCUGCGAGCGCAUGAAACUACCGCCCCCCCGGCAACAAGAGGAGGAGGAUGUGUACCUGGAGAGGACAUCUUCGAACCCUGGUAACCCCCCCCCACAGAUCCCUGCCCCCAGACCUGUCAAGAACUCGAGGUGGGUGCCGGAGAUUGAAGAGCAGUACUUCAACCCCGGCGCCAAGAAACCUCCGCAGAUCAAUCGGGAAGCGAAGCCCGGGAACGCUAUGAAAGCCCCGCCCCCAAAGAGAGACCCCGCCCCCGGCCGCCUGCCCCCCCGCAGACCAGCCCCCGCAGCCCAGCCAGAGGAAGACGUCUACCUGGAUCCCAACGAAGGGCAGGGGGAUGGUGAUGAGGAGCUGUAUCUGGAACCCAACACCGCCUGCCCCCCCAGCCCACGGAACGCAGCCAAACUGGGGGUGACCCCCCCCUCGCCGGGACCCUGCAGCUAUAGGAACCCCCUACCAAAGCCUCCAUUGCCUCGGUCGAAAUCAAAACUGGAAUCCCAGCUUGACGCAGCCAAUCCGACGUCAGUGAGGUCAUCUCUGUCCAGUGGUCCCGAGGGCUGUGACUGGUUUGCUGGUUCCUGUGAUCGCAAGAUGGCCGAGUCUCUGCUCUACAAGAUAAACAAGGACGGCUCGUUCCUGGUGCGUCUCAGCUCGGCUCAGGGUUCGAAGCAGCCCUACACUCUGGUGGUUCUGUACAAACACAAAGUCUACAACAUCCCCGUGCGUUACCUGGAGACCAGCCGGCAGUACGCACUGGGGAAGGAGGGCAAGAAAUCAGAGGAGCUUUUCUCCAGUCUCUGUGACAUCAUCGAUCACCACAGGAAGAACCCUCUCCUCCUGAUUGACAGCAAGAGCAACACCAAGUACAGCAGCUUCCUGACUCACGCGGCGCGGGCCUGAGCGGACAGGGAGAGACCGCGGAGCUCUAGAGACGCACACAAUCACUGGAAGUGAUGAGAAGCACCAGGACGGAGCCCGAACACUAAACACAGCAGCUGCAGCUCUCUCACCCUCACCCUCGCACGCAUGCAUUACUGAAAACAGCAGAAACGAAAAGUAGCUUUGGACACAUCAUAAAUAUAUUUUUCAUGGCAAUUUUUUUUUUUUUUGUUAAUUUAUAUGUGGGGAAAAAUGAAUGAAAUAUCAGAAAACUCUGGGGCUCGGCAAGUUCCUAAAUCUGUAAUAAUUCUUAUUGUUAUUUUCAAGUUCUUGUUAUUUAUUUAAAGCAACGAUACGUAUUAUUUUUAUUUCUGAUGCUGACUUUUCUUGCGGUGUGUAACUUAUUAUAAACGAUUAAAAAGUGUAAUUAAACAAA